AUGUAAACGCAAAACUUAUCAAAGCAAACAUUUUGACUUCAAAAAUUUAAAACGUGCCAGAUUGUCACGACUUACAUUAUAUAACAUUCUUGUGCAUAUUCAAAAUUACGUUAACGGUCAGAAUCACGCAUUUUACAAGCUUUACAAUUUAAUCUACGAAGCCAUACAUUAAACAUUUCGAUAAUGGAUUUUGACGAGCGAUCGUGGGAUGCAAUUCAUCACGCCGCCUUUGAAGGAUCCAAAAAACAAAUUGAGAAAAUUUUAGCAGAAUAUCCCGAAAGUAUAGAACACCUGACCGGCGGUAAAAGCAAGAACGGCACUAUCGGCUGUACCCCUCUGCUGUGUGGGGUCCUCGGAAACAAGCCAGAAGUCAUCCGCCAAUUACUGGAUUUUAAAGCGAAUAUAACAGCUGUGGAUGGAAAAGGGCGCAACGCAGUAGAAAUCGCAAUUAAGGAGCAAAACUCGGAAGUCUUUGAUUAUUUUUUCAAAGAGCAUAACGACAAACUGUAUCCAGUUCAAACGUUGAUGGACCAGCUGAAAUCUACAGACGAUUCGGUCGCUUUUAACGCAAUUAACUUCGUCGACGUUCUCUUGAGUCGUGAGGUGUCGCUUCAGCUCCUCUGGAAUGAAAUGAUGGAAAACGAUUUCGUCAAGAGUCUCAAGAAGAUUACUCAAAGUGAUAUCGGUUUAGGCCAGAAGAGCACAUGCUUGAACUGGGUGUUCAACUUGUGCAAACUGGAACCCUUCAGAAAUCUGUGCUUGGAAAAGUACGGAAUGGUUGAAUUCCUUCUCUCCCUCGCCAAAACAUUUAAAUCCAUCCAUGGAAAACAAGCUGCAAAUGAUCCUAGCUCCCAUUCUAAUGUACAACUACUGCCGUCUUUGUACCACCAGCUUUUCGAGGUUCUGGCAAAAUUAUCUCUUGACACUGAAAACGGGGUCAGGAAGCUACGAACUAAAGGUGGUAUAACGGUUCUCCUUGAAAACAUGUUGGACCCUAUGCUUGCAGAAGGAACUUUAUUGGUAUUAAUUAAAAUGCUAACACUACUGACGAACGAGGAAUGCUACGUCGCAAAACCGGCUCCGAAACCGGAAAAGGAUCAACAAGAAUUUGUUCAACCGGAAACAGAAGAAGACGAAAAUUCUGAAGAUGAAAAUACUUCGGAGCUGAAUGCAUCUCAUAACUCGGAAGACUCAUUCGGUUAUGAAAAGGAGCUGCUAAAAGUGAAAAAAGAAAUUCAAGAUGAGUUUAGAGGAUUCUCGAAAUUGGUUGAAAUUGUGAAGCUGUACGAGAAGUUCCCUAGUGAAACUAUGGUCGAGAAUUUGAAUACUAUGAUUCAGAAAAUCUGCGAGAAGAACAGAGAAAAUCAAACCUUGAUUGUAUCACAAGGACGCAUUACUGAAGCCCUCCUACAUCACGCCAAGAAUCAACGAGAAAAAAACACCCAGCUGUCUUGCAUCGACACACUCAAACUGUUGGUAUCCCAAAAUCCAGAGAGUCAGGAGAUUGCCAUAGCUCAAAACGCCAUACAGCCAAUUAAUCAAGUUCUGAAGAAGAGUAGACAGAACCGGGUACAGUUGUCGUGCAGCAGUGCUCUGUGGGCUCUGGCGGGGGACGAUGUGAAUCGGAAGCGACACAUUGGCGACUUGAUCGGCAUUCGACUGCUGUUGGACUACAUGAGUACUGAUGAAAACGAGUUGCUUCAAUUGGCCAGUGAGGGUUUGGCGCUCGCAUGUGAAGGUCCUUUCGGAAGAGCAGAGGAAAUAGGAAACCAAGGGGGCAUAAUUCCCCUCAACCGUCUGUUCCGAAACCAGGACGAGAGAAUUGUGAUAGGGGGGAUCAGAGCUAUGCGGAAGAUGGUGGCUGGAAUCGGACUGCUGCCUGUGAAAAGCAACCAGAAACACGUCUUGGACUCCAGAUCACACAAAUUUCUUCUGGCUCUGAUGAAGCACGGCAAAAGCGAAAUGGUACAAAUCGAGGCUGCCCUGACACUGUCCUACAUUUCACUGGGGAUUGACAAUUUCUACCAAGAAUUCGACGAGGAAAACGAAUUCUCCUACGCGCCUCUGCUCUAUUUGCUUUCCAUUCCCGAUUUGACUAAGCGAUGCAAAGUGGGAGCCGCUCUUGCAUGCUUCGGAUACAAUAAUAUUCAAGAGCAAGUUCAGAUCUCAAGAUACAGGGCAUUGCGCUUCAAGUACUUCAAACAAAUGCUUGAUUGCAAAGACUCGCCCUUAAUUCAGUGUAACGCAGCUUUCCAGGUUAUAAUUUUAUCCAAAAUUAUCGAAGAUGAAGACCCCGCAGUGUGUGCGGCUCAGGGAAUCAAACGGAUGAUUUCAAUUCUGGAAUCGUCUCAAGACGUUCCCGUGCAAGUUGCAGCUUGUGAGUGUAUCUGUAGACUAGCUAGAUCAUCUGAUUCGGGCGUUGCCGAUGCGAUGAUUGCCAUUGAUGUCGUGAAACACUUAGUUAAUCUAGUCACCUUCUCCGACGACACCCAUGUCAAGGGAACGGGCUCAAUAGCUCUUGGAUACUUAACCCUUCGAUUUUCAGGAUGGAGAAAACUCUUGGACUUAUGCAGGAAAAACGGAUCUAUUGUUGAUAUUAUUCAACCAUACUGUCAACAUCCCUACAAAAUAUCGGCUAAAUUUCUUCAGGAGUGGAAGCAUUACCAGCAAGUAUCCAAGUCAAGUUCAGGAGAGAAAUCUAGUAAAACUGAAAUACUGAAGCCUAUUGCUAUCAUGUAAAAUGUAAAUGAAAUUUUAAUUGCUAUCAAAUAAAAUGUAUUUGAAAAAAAAUCUUAAUCCUCGCAAUUUAUUUUUCAAUGAAAUCAUCAAA
Molecule: messenger RNA, 2830 nt
Organism: Symsagittifera roscoffensis
Lineage: Eukaryota; Metazoa; Xenacoelomorpha; Acoela; Convolutidae
Exons: 9
Coding region: 184-2739 (851 amino acids)
Molecular function (GO): protein binding
Source: RefSeq, a predicted model, not a curated record